Molecule: messenger RNA, 1501 nt
Organism: Helicoverpa armigera (cotton bollworm)
Lineage: Eukaryota; Metazoa; Arthropoda; Insecta; Lepidoptera; Noctuidae
Product: replication factor C subunit 4
Exons: 6
Coding region: 88-1143 (351 amino acids)
Biological process (GO): DNA repair; DNA-templated DNA replication
Cellular component (GO): nucleus; DNA replication factor C complex
Molecular function (GO): ATP binding; DNA binding; DNA clamp loader activity
Source: RefSeq, a predicted model, not a curated record
ACAGAAUCAAUCGGUGGUUGUCUGUCAUUUGAAUUUUCAAACCGCGCUUUUGGACAAAGUUGGAAAUAAUUUUGGGAAGACAGGAACAUGCAAGCUUUUCUUAAAACUGGUAAAAUCUCCGCAUCGGACAAACCUUCGUCUUCUGGUGUAAAAACUUCUGGAAAGAAGAAGCCUCCUGCGCCAUGGGUUGAGAAAUACCGGCCGAAGACGAUAGAUGAUAUUGUAGAUCAGGGAGAAGUGGUUCAAGUGCUGCGGGAGUGUUUGUCUGGCGGAGAUUUUCCUCACUUGUUGUUCUACGGUCCGCCGGGUACCGGCAAGACGAGUGCGAUCUUAGCUGCGGCGAGACAACUGUUCGGCGAUAUCACUCGGGAUCGCGUGUUGGAGCUGAACGCUUCAGACGAGCGCGGCAUUCAAGUGAUCAGGGACAAAGUGAAGUCCUUUGCUCAGCUCACUGUCAGCAGUACAAGACCUGAUGGGCGUCCAUGUCCACCCUACAAGCUGGUGAUCCUGGACGAGGCAGACUCCAUGACAAAUGCUGCCCAAGCAGCUCUCAGGAGGACCAUGGAGCGGGAGACAAGGACCACUCGCUUCUGUCUCAUCUGCAACUACGUGUCAAGGAUUAUACCUCCCAUUACUAGCAGAUGUUCCAAGUUCAGGUUCAAGCCUCUAGCCAGGGAGAAUGUUAUAAAAAGACUACGUGAGAUAUGUGAAGCGGAAGGCGUAGACGUGGGCACCGGUGAAGUCCUGCACCAGGCUGUGGACACCUGCGAGGGUGAUCUGCGCCGCGCGCUCACCGCCAUGCAGUGCUGUCAGAGGCUGCUCGGCAAGAUUACUGCUGAAGGACUUGUUGAGGUAACUGGACUUGUUCCUGAGAAGCUGGUCGACCAAUACCUGAGCAUCAAGAACUACAGUGAGCUGGAGCAAUUUGUUGAAAGUUUUCUAAUGGAGGCGUACUCAGCCUCCCAGCUUCUAGAACAGCUAAGCGCCACCGUAGUGACAGCCGGCCAUCUUACCAAUAAACAGAAGUGUGAGAUCAGCGACAAGCUCGCCGUCUGCGCACAUCGCCUGUUAGACGGAGGGGCUGAGCUCAUGCAGCUCACAGACUUAGGCUGUACCAUCAUCAUGGCCAAUAAUAACCCUUAGAACAAGAAGAGGUCUGUUAUAUAUAAGUUUUGUAUGUAGUUUGAGUGAUAUGAUAUUUAGGGUAGAGUUAAGGAAAUUCUGAACUAUGGUUGACAAAAGUAUGAAAAGUGUAAUGUAUUACAAAUUCAAAAUACCAAUAGAUACAUGAAAGCAUGUAAACCUAAAGUGAUGAUCCGAAAUGAGCAACAAUUUACCUAACAUCAACCAAUCAAAAUAAUAAUUGUAAAACCCAAAUACAUACUUUGCUGGUCAAAAUAGGGAAGAUUUUCAGAAAUAAUACUUUCCGUUCCAAACAUGCUAUUAAAAAAUAGCUUUCUCCCAGACAAUUAACGAGUGUAAAUAAAUUUUGGCUCACCUA